Aspergillus luchuensis is the source of this 432-nucleotide messenger RNA. RefSeq lists its product as uncharacterized. The transcript has 3 exons. The record is from RefSeq and is a predicted model, not a curated record. The coding region runs from base 1 to 432 and encodes 143 amino acids. Lineage: Eukaryota; Fungi; Ascomycota; Eurotiomycetes; Eurotiales; Aspergillaceae.
AUGGCCACCGACCCAGACGGCGACUCUCAAAUGGCCUCCUCCCCGGAAUCAUCCCACGGCCUCUCCGAAGACUCUCACCCGGGUACCCGCACCCCAACCAACAAGCUCACCAACCCGCGUCCUCCUCCCUUCGGCGGCUCAGAACUCUCCCCGCCAGGCUCUCAAACACAAACCGCUACUCUGAACACCCAGGGACAGAUGGCCUUCGACCAGAGCCUAAUUGACUCUCCGCUCGCGACGCAGACAACUCAGCAGGUACAGCAACAGCAACAGCAGGCACAGCAGAUGGAUGCGCCGGGUGCGGCGUGGAUGAAUAAAAGGGCAGAGGAGGAGUAUCAGCGCGCGAUGGAGUUCGUGGUUGAUCAUGAUUUCAAUCUGGAUGAAUUCGGAGAUCCGUUUGAUGAGAGGGAUGUUGAGGAGAAGUUGUUUUGA